Dendrobium catenatum is the source of this 1079-nucleotide messenger RNA. Its product is annotated as 30-kDa cleavage and polyadenylation specificity factor 30. The coding region runs from base 211 to 744 and encodes 177 amino acids. Gene Ontology annotation, molecular function: metal ion binding; RNA binding. Lineage: Eukaryota; Viridiplantae; Streptophyta; Magnoliopsida; Asparagales; Orchidaceae. The record is from RefSeq and is a predicted model, not a curated record. The transcript has 2 exons.
CGAGCUCGUUGUCGGCGUAGACUCGCGGAGGAAAAUAAAAUAAAAAAAGGAAAAAAAAAACCGAAAAAAUUUAGUUGUAUUUAUUAAAUUAGAUUCUGAAUCCCUUCUCUUUCGCUCCUCUCGAUUUUGAUUAUCGGUUACGAAACAUAGAUCGGUUGUAACGAUCCGUAGUGGCGAAACCCUAGCUCAGAUUUGCUGAUCGAAUCUUCAAUGGAUGAUUCCAGUGGGGCUUUCAGCUUUGACUUCGAAACAGCGCUUGACGCCGGCGGGGAAGGCGGUGGUGAACCCUCUGCGGUUUUGGGGCAGGGUCUUCAUGGAGAUCCGAGAGCACUAGCAGUGCCGGAAAUCGCCGUUGCGCCGUUGGACCGUAGGAAUUUCCGGCGGACGGUGUGCCGGCACUGGCUGCGUGGUUUGUGCAUGAAGGGUGCGUCUUGCGGGUUUCUCCACCAGUAUGAUAAAGAGAAGAUGCCGGUUUGCCGGUUCUUCCGGAACUUUGGUGAGUGCAGGGAGAAGGAUUGUCUCUACAAGCACACCAUCGAGGAGAUCAAGGAGUGUCACAUGUAUAUGAUGGGAUUCUGCCCCAAUGGACCUGGCUGCAGAUUUAAACACUCAAAGCUGCCUGGGCCACCUCCCCCUGUAGAAGAAGUUCUCAAGAAAAUUCAGCAGCUGAGCUCAUUGAGCAGCUAUGGCUCUUCAAACAGACAAUUCCAUCCCAGAAAUGCCAGUUUCAACAGUUUCUCUUGAAACUGGAAGAACAAACUAAUUAAUCUUCUGGGAUUCUAAAUAACAAAUUUACAAGAUAAACAAUAAUCGAAACAAAACUUACAAAAAUGGAGAAGCUGCAGUAACAAAUCCUGGCCUGGCUGAAACUUCUACCUUUAUUUAUCUUUAACAAAGAACUGGGUUGGUUAGGUGUAGCAGUCAAAUACAUUAGCAGCUUAUCACCUUCUAUACAAGUUUGGUCGAAGAACAUCGGCUGUAGAUAUUUCUGUGAAUUAGUUUUGAGGCUCUGCAGAGAGUUAACAAAAUUAUUACUAUUAUUAUUUUUAAUUUGUAAGGCAUAUAAAUAUUAUAUUUUA